GUAAAAUUUGAUACUCUUCCGAUGUAAGUGAAACACAGUUGUGACAUAGCUAGGUGCCUUAGGAGGUACCCAACCUAUACGUGUUGCCCCGCCGCCCGCAUUACCGCAUCACUUCACCCCGCGCCGUUAAUCCCGUCGCUAUAUAAUACACGCAUACUAACAACGAAACUUCUUGGCGUAGUUAGCAUCAGUAUACCUUCGUUUCUUCUUCCAGUCUCCAGUCUCCGGACAGACUCUCAAGAGAAGAUGCCUCAAGCAGUUUCUUUGCCCACCUGGGCUGCCCUAGAGGAGCACUACAAGACCGUUGGCAAGACCUUUGUCUUGAAGGAGGCCUUCGCCUCUGACCCAUCCCGUUUCGAAAAAUUCAGCAAGACCUUCAGCAAUAGCGGCACAGAUAUUCUGUUCGAUUUCAGCAAGAACCUCAUCACUGAAGAGACGAUUAACCUACUAGUAAAGCUCGCAGAGGAUGCUGGCCUCGAGAAGAAACGCGAUGCUAUGUUUGCAGGUGAGAAGAUCAACUUCACCGAGCAACGAGCAGUCUACCACACGGCAUUACGAAACGUGGGCGGCUGGGAGAUGAAGGUGGAGGGACAAGAUGUCAUGAACGUCAAGGGCGGCGUAAACGAAGUCUUGCAGCACAUGAAGGAAUUCUCCGAGCAGGUCAGGAGCGGGGAGUGGAAGGGAUUCACUGGGAAGAAGCUAACUACUAUUAUCAACAUCGGCAUUGGUGGUUCUGACCUAGGGCCUGUUAUGGUUACCGAAGCUCUAAAACACUAUGGUGCUAAGGACACGACGCUUCACUUCGUUUCCAACAUCGACGGCACCCACAUGGCUGAAGCCCUUGCUAACUCCGACCCUGAGACAACUCUCUUCCUUGUCGCCUCCAAGACUUUUACCACCGCCGAGACUACUACGAACGCGAACACCGCAAAAUCGUGGUUUCUCGAAAAGACCGGCGGCAAGGGCGAAAUUGCCAAGCACUUCGUCGCCCUAUCUACCAACGAGACCGAAGUCACCAAAUUCGGUAUCGACAGCAAGAACAUGUUCGGCUUUGAGAGCUGGGUCGGCGGUCGAUAUUCAGUCUGGAGUGCCAUCGGCCUUAGCGUCGCUCUAUAUAUCGGCUACGACAACUUCCACAAGUUCUUGUCCGGUGCGCACGCAAUGGACAAGCACUUCCGUGAAACCCCUCUUAAGGACAACAUUCCCGUCCUCGGUGGUCUAUUGAGCGUUUGGUAUAGCGAUUUCUUUGCCGCGCAAACACAUUUAGUUGCUCCCUUUGACCAAUACUUGCACCGCUUCCCUGCAUACCUGCAGCAACUUUCUAUGGAAUCAAACGGCAAGACCAUCACCUCGGACGGCUCGCCUGCCAAGUACACCACUGGUCCUAUCCUCUUUGGUGAACCUUGCACCAACGCCCAGCACUCAUUCUUCCAACUCGUCCACCAAGGUACCAAGUUGAUUCCCACCGACUUCAUUCUCGCGGCCAAGUCCCACAACCCAAUCUCCAAUAACCUGCACCAAAAGAUGCUGGCAUCCAACUACUUUGCGCAAGCUGAGGCUCUCAUGAUCGGCAAGACACCUGAGCAGGUCAAGAGCGAAGGUACACCUGAUGAGCUUGUACCUCAUAAGGUCUUCCUGGGCAACCGACCCACUACAAGCAUCUUAGUGAGUGAUGUAAUUGGACCUGCAGAAUUAGGUGCUCUCAUUGUCUAUUAUGAACACCUAACUUUCACUGAGGGGGCAAUUUGGGAUAUCAACUCCUUCGACCAGUGGGGUGUUGAGUUGGGCAAGGUCCUCGCCAAGAAGAUUCUCCAGGAGCUAGAUGAGCCUGGAAAUAGCAAAGGUCACGACGCUAGCACGGGUAGCCUCAUCAGCGCGUUCAAGAAAUUUGCAAGCGCUUGAAGGUCAGAGCCGACUUGGCGUCUAGGGAAAGAAUCUAGACUCUGAGUCAUUAUAGCAGGCGGUACGACGUGUUCAGGUAAUACGCUGGGGUGGGUCUCAGACUGUCUCGUCCGAGUUGCUAGGAAAGUGACAUAAGUCAUUAUAAGUAAUAGACACAAAUAUCAAAUAUGGAAUCCAUUAAUAAAAACGUGCCGCUCGAAGUGUUUGCGAUGAGCGUAUUAGGGUUAAACUUUUCAAGAGUAUUGUUACAUGAUAGGUACAUAAGUAUCAAUGUGCUUUAAAAUAGGGGUGAUUGAAUGAGUACAAGUAAUGAGAAACUCAACCAAGUAGCUACCGUCAGGAUUCUAGAUGAGAGAUCUUGAACAAGGAACAUGUUCAGUACCUA
Messenger RNA from Daldinia decipiens, 2287 nucleotides. RefSeq names its product glucose-6-phosphate isomerase. NCBI's taxonomy places the organism in Eukaryota, Fungi, Ascomycota, Sordariomycetes, Xylariales, Hypoxylaceae. The transcript is spliced from 3 exons. The coding region runs from base 247 to 1902 and encodes 551 amino acids. Gene Ontology annotation, molecular function: carbohydrate derivative binding; glucose-6-phosphate isomerase activity; monosaccharide binding. Gene Ontology annotation, cellular component: cytosol. Gene Ontology annotation, biological process: glycolytic process; glucose 6-phosphate metabolic process; gluconeogenesis. The record is from RefSeq and is a predicted model, not a curated record.